AGAAUUUCCACGAUGAAAAAGAGUUUCCGCUACGCGAGUCGGGUGCCGAAUAAAAACCUUCACAUCGAUCACGAUGACUUCCGUGAGUUCGAGCCUUUCGACGGAGAAACCGAUCUCGUUCCAAGAUCGGCGCAGCCUGGAGUUGACGCGCUGUCGGUGGUGGGCGUCGACAUGCGGAAGGACGUCAAUGCGGCGCAGCACUGCACCGGCGAGUACGUGACCAACCUGCUGGUGGUGCGCCGCGGCCAGCAGUUCAUCAUCGACGUCUCCUUCAGCCGACCGGUGACGUCACAGGACGACUUCCAGCUGGAGUUCCUGAUUGGCACCGACCCGGCGGCCAACAAGGAGACCCUGGUGGUGGUGAACUUUGGUAACCACUCUGGUGCGGCCUGGGCCGGUCAGAUUGUCGAAGCUAGAGACACGGUCGUCUCCCUCGGCGUCACGGCGAGCUCCAAGGCCAUCGUGGGCUUGUACCGGAUGUACGUGGCCGUCGCCAUGGGAAACGGGAUGCAGCGGACCGAGAAGGACCCCAACACCAACUUUUACCUGCUGUUCAACCCCUGGAAACCAGAUGAUGAUGUUUUCUACCCGGAUGAAGCCGGACGCUCUGAGUACGUCCUGAACUCAACCGGUCUGAUUUAUAUGGGCACACCGGACCAAGUGACCGAGCGAGGCUGGGUGUACGGACAGUUUGAGGAAGGCAUUCUGGACGCCUGUAUCUACAUCAUGGACGCCUGCCGGAUGCCGAUUCAGAACCGCGGCGACGUUGUCAAAAUGGUUCGCACUGCAUCUGCCUUGGUCAACUCCCAGGACGACAACGGAGUGUUGAUUGGGAACUGGAGCGACGACUUCUCCAUGGGGACGCCGCCAACGACCUGGACAGGAAGCGCCAGCAUCCUGCAGAAGUACCACGCCUCCGGAGCGCCGGUGUCGUUUGCUCAGUGCUGGGUGUACGCCGGCGUCCUCAACACCUUCCUGCGAUGCCUUGGGAUCCCAUCGAGAGUCGUCACCAACUUCAACUCAGCCCACGACAACACGGGCAACCUGAAGACCGAACUCAUCUUCAAGCCGGACGGCUCGCCUGACAGACACAAGACCCGGGACUCCAUCUGGAACUACCACUGCUGGAACGAGGCGUUCAUGAAGCGAGGCGAUCUUCCACCAAAGUACUCCGGAUGGCAGGUGGUGGAUGCGACUCCGCAGGAGACCAACGACGGAUAUUUCCGUUGCGGUCCGGCGCCUGUCAUUGCCAUCAGGGACGGCGAGCUGUGUCACCCCUUCGACUGUGGCUUCGUCUUCGCUGAGGUGAACAGCGACCUGAUCCACAUGAAGAGUGACAAGUAUGGCAACAUGACUCCCUUCAAGGUGGACACGACGUAUGUUGGAAAGCUCCUUUACACCAAGUCACGGAGCGGCUGGGGACCUGAGGACAUCACAGGGACCUAUAAGCAUCCAGAAGGAAGUCCAGCAGAUCAGCAGACCAUGGCUCUGGCCGAGCAGUUCGGAUGUUCAAGAGACAGAUCCAACGUCCCGGCUGCCAAGCUGUCCAUCCAGAUCUCAGCUCAGGCGGGCUAUGUGGGCGAGCCUCUGAGGGUUUCAGUGACUUUUUACAACCAAAGUGAGGCGAUGAAAUUGGUGAAAGUUCACAUGGAGAUCAGCCCCACCUACUACACCGGCGUGGUCGCAUCAGAUCCACUGAAAGUCGAGGACUUCAGGCUUGAUCUGGACGCCUUCCAGAGUAGCAUUAAGGUGUUUGAGCUUUCGCCGCAGGAGUACGUCUCUCAUCUGGGCUCUAACAGCAGCCUGGAGGUCACUGUGACCGGACAAACCGAUGAUGUGGAGGUGUCAGAGGUCAAGACCAUCGCCCUGAAGCUUCCACCGCUGAACAUAACGCUGAGUGGGCAGCCUCAGGUGAAUCGUGACAUGUACAUCAUGGUUUCCUUCACCAACACCAUGGGCUUCCCCCUCACCGGCGCCAAGCUGGCCAUGGAGGGAGCCGGGCUGCUGGAGACUCAGGUCUACAGCUACAGGACGAUUCCUCCUAUGGGCCAAAUAUCCCGCAAGGUCGGGUUCAGACCGACGAAGCCGGGACUCCAGACUCUCCUGGUGGUGCUGGACUGCGACAACCUGCCCGACAUGACGGCGAUGGUGGAAGUCAAGGUCGUGCCGUGACCUUUGUCCUUUCAUCCAGUGAGAAGAAACAACUAAUUCUACAAGUUUCGUCCAUCAUGAUCAUUUUUCUGUCGUAAAAUCAUCUGAAAAUGUUCUUAAAAUCAACAAAGUGCAUAAAUCAAACUUCAUGUUGAGGAUCAGUGUCUCCAGCUAUAAUCGCUCUGUGGAGACACAGAAACCUGAAAGAUUCAUUUAAAAUUGUGUAAAUUCUAAAUUACAUUUGAAUAAAUCCUGGAUGGGGAUUUCAGAAUAAGAUGCAAGUUUGACAGAGUCUGAAAUGAAUUAAGAAUGAAGAUCAUUUUAAUUUUCAGAGUCUAAUUAAAAAUUAGACUCUGAAAAGUUUGUUUUACUGUAAAUAAACACAAAAUGUCCUCUUAAACAUCAUCUUCUUUAUUUCCACAUUAAGACAAUUUAGAUGCACUUAAACAUUAUCAGCUAAAAGUUUCACUAAAAAACACAACAGGUCAGUUGAGACAAGGUGGUUAAUUAGGAUUAGAGUGAUUUUACGUUUCAGUUUUAAUUUAAUAUCAAUGCGAUUCUUCUAUAAAAAUUGACUCAGCUUUUAUUUUAAAAAAUCUCUUCUGUCAUUUGAUCUUUAGCUCAUUUUAAUGACAUUUAAAAUUAAAAUAAUUAAAAUUCCCAUUUUUGUCUUUAAUUUCAGAGAAACUUUGACCAAUUUCUAAUUAGUUCCUGAUUUAUUUUGGGCCUGUUUAAACAUUUGGACACAAUUAGUUCCUGUCUGUCUGGAAACUGAACCUGUGCAUGAAGUUUUAUCAAAUCAAAUGUGAUUUUAUCCUUUUUCCUGUUUUCAUAACAAUAAUGAC
Molecule: messenger RNA, 2996 nt
Organism: Poecilia reticulata (guppy)
Lineage: Eukaryota; Metazoa; Chordata; Actinopteri; Cyprinodontiformes; Poeciliidae
Product: coagulation factor XIII A chain
Biological process (GO): blood coagulation, fibrin clot formation; peptide cross-linking
Molecular function (GO): protein-glutamine gamma-glutamyltransferase activity
Source: RefSeq, a predicted model, not a curated record